Messenger RNA from Frankliniella occidentalis (western flower thrips), 3023 nucleotides. RefSeq names its product retinal homeobox protein Rx-like. NCBI's taxonomy places the organism in Eukaryota, Metazoa, Arthropoda, Insecta, Thysanoptera, Thripidae. The record is from RefSeq and is a predicted model, not a curated record. Bases 1460 to 2407 code for a protein of 315 amino acids. Gene Ontology annotation, biological process: regulation of transcription by RNA polymerase II. Gene Ontology annotation, molecular function: DNA-binding transcription factor activity, RNA polymerase II-specific; RNA polymerase II transcription regulatory region sequence-specific DNA binding. The transcript has 5 exons.
CAAGGCCAUUCGCGAUGCGCAGUCUCUUCGUAAUGGCCGCUCAUUUGUCGGAAAUAGUUUGCAUUUCCAUAUCUCUCUCGCAGUUGUGCCGCCCCUCAGAUGCGGCCCACCUGGGCCACACCCUUUUGCGGAUGGGUCGCGCGACGCGCGGCGUAAACCCCGCGUUCCGUUUUCUCUUCUCCGGGAGUGAAAAUAGAAUGUGGAGCUCGGGUCGUCCGGUCCGAUGCGGUGCGCGCGUCGUGGCGGGGCGGGGCGUACACGGCGCUUCGAUGCGGGGCGGCCCGUCGCGCGUGUCCACCUGCCCCGACAGCGCCCCGGCAGUGCCCUGGUAGUGCGAGGGCGCUAAUUGUAAGCUGAUUCCACUUCGGAAAGUCCGCCUGGGCGCCCCGGCCCGACGCCCUCGUGCUCCUGCCGCUGCCCCGAGUCGAGUCCCCCCCGCGCGACGCACAUUCAUGCAUGCUUUCAUGCAUGCAAAAUAAUAGUGGGGCGUGUUGCUGGUUCAGCAAAAUGUUUGCUAAAGUACAUUAGAAAUCCGAGUGUGCAAUCGUCGCACACCUACAGGUGGGCGAAAACAUUCACACACCUGCAGACGUGUGAAUGACCUUUCACACACUUGGCGGCGAGUAAAUGGCUACCUUUAAGUGUACGAAUCUCUAUUCGCUCACCUGCAAGUGUGUGAAUAUUUUUUUACACGCGUCCAAUGCGGUGGUUCCUGGUGGUUCCUCUUCUACGUAUUACAUAGCUUAAGAUUUUUGUUGUUGUUGGUUGUUAACACCAGCGGUAAAUUUUUCAAAGGAGAAAAUUUCCUCAGUACACUAGAUACAUGAACAAUAGCGUAAACAAUCAUUAAUUAAAUUAAACUGUACGCUAUUUAAACUGCACCUAAAAUUAACAAAAAAACUGUUUUUCUAAAUUUGCGUGGGUAGUGCUGAACUCACCUGCACCUUGCACGCGCUUGCUACAAGAAACACCUUUCAAAGGCACGAAGGGACACGAAAAAGUUUUCUUCCCUUCAUCCAGUAUUUUUUUUUUUUUGUCGAUUGGCGUGAGCCGUGCGUUGUUGCAUUGGCCGGCGGCGGCAGAGCGAGAGAGGGUCUAUCCCAGCCUCUCUAAAAGCUUCACGGCGCGACACACUCAGGCAGAAGAUUCGUCGAAAAGAUCGACCCCCUCGAGCAUCAGCCAGCAUCCUCAUCGUCGCAUCAUCCUCGAGCAGUCUGACCUGAACGGGCGGAGCGGACGUUCUGCGAAAAUGGAGAGUAAAAUAAUAAUCACAAGAAUGGGAGAGCGUCGGCGUACGGCUUGACAGCAGCGGGAGCGAGCGAGGCUCACAGUGCGCGUCAGCCAGCACGUCGUCGCCGUCCUGGGCGAGGUGCGCCUCUUGUUGUUGUUGUCAUCCGCGUUGACGCCGUCGUCGGCCACCAUCACCACGACCCCCGUCACCACCACCACCAGCACCACCAUGAUGGAGCACAAGCCCCGACACCUGCCCGUCGUCGCGGGGACGACCACGCCGUCGGGGCGGGCGCGGGCCGUGUACAGCAUCGACCAGAUCCUGGGCAACGACAAGCCGAAAGACGAUGACGUCGCAAAGGGUGACAGCGGGUCCACCACCUCUGGCGACUUGGACCUCACGACCUUCUCCGACGUGGACGCCGAGAUCGGCGCAGACCUCGGCUCGGGUGGGGACGGCGCUGGCCUCGAGUGCCUCGACGGCGACAUGAACCGGCCGCGAAAGGUCCGGCGGUCCCGCACCACCUUCACGACGUACCAGCUUCACCAGCUGGAGCAGGCGUUCGAGCGCUCGCAGUACCCGGACGUGUAUACCCGAGAGGAGCUGGCGAGCAAGCUGGAACUGAGUGAAGCACGAGUGCAGGUGUGGUUCCAGAACAGACGAGCCAAGUGGCGCAAACGGGAGAAGGCCUUGGGCCGUGAUACCGCCCCCUUCCUGCACCCGCCGCCAUCAGGUCUCCCCGACUUCGGCGUGCACCCCGGCCUGGGCCUCCCUCACCCGCUGGGCCCCGAGCCCUUCUGGCCCGGCCUAGUGCUGAACCCGGCGCUUGGCCUCCCCGGCGCGCCCCACUUCCCGUGGCCGUCGCUGCAGUCGCUGCAGUCGCUGCCCGGCCAGCCCUCCAAGGCGCUGCACAUGCUGUCGCAGUACAUGCUGGCGGGCGGACUGCCCUUCAUGCACGGGCCGCACGGGCCGCCGUCGCCGCCGCCGCUGCGCCCACACCACCCGCACCAGCCCUGCCCGUCGCCGCCGCCGCGCUCCGCCUCGCUCAGCCCCCAGCAGGCGCCGCCCCCGCCCAGCCACAGCCCCCUGGACGCGCGCAAGGGCUCCAGCAUAGACAGCCUCCGGCUGGCCGCCCGGGAGCACGCGCGGAGGGAGGCGCUGAGCGACAGCCCGUGAGGCGACAUCCCCCGUCCCGCACCCAUCGGCUGUGGACUCUCGAACCGUUUCUAGUCAGGAAAUGCCGAGAGAGAGAAUGUGCUGAAUUGAAAAUUGGAUGAAUGUUGUCGCGGGAUGAGAAAAGUGUCGGCACUCCAUGGUUUAUGUCAUGAAAUCGGAGUGCUACUGGAUUUCCCUCAACAUCUCCCCGUAUUUAAUGUUUUGUCAUUAGUUAAUUUGUGCCAUUGUACUUGUUCGGUUUUAAAGGUUCACUGCUGUACUAUAGUCCAACAUAUAAUUACAAUGAAAGACAAUAUAAUGAAGAACCGUUAAGCCAUUGUUUGGCCCUAGUUUUUUUCAUGUCUAUGAUGUUAGCUACAGCAGAGAAAUUAAGACAGUAAUCACUGACAGUAAAGCAUUAGCUGUGAAACUGUAGUAUACAGUAAUUUAAUAUUGUUUUUCAUAUGAAUACCAAAACAAUGGUUCAAUAAUGUGCUGCUUUAGAUACUGUACUUGUUAUUAUGCUUCUUUAUAGAUAUAUUAUAAUAACUAACUAUACGUUUAUGUUAAACUAGAUUUAAUUAAACUUAAAUCGAUGCAAAGAUAUGAUAUAUUUCUUGUUUUAUUAAAAAGAACU